UUUGAUGCCAACUGGAGGUGGCAAGAGUUUGACAUACCAGCUUCCUGCUCUUAUAUGUGAGGGUGUAACCUCGGUGAUAUCACCUCUUGUCUCGCUCAUUCAAGAUCAAAUUAUGCAUUCGCAUCAGGUAAAGAAGCAUCGGUACGACUUGGUGAAGCAUCACGGAGCUGGGAAACACCUUGAAAAGGGUGAAGCAUCCCGAGUUCUGCAUCAUCUCGUUACUGAGGAAUUUCUUGUGGAGAAAGUUAAGAAAAGUGAUUAUGGAUCCGUAUCAUCAGUGUUGAAGGUAAAUGAGUCCAAGUUCUACUAUCUUUGCCAUGGCGGAAAGAAAAUUAUUUUAAGGUUCCCGGCGUCCAUGAAAACAGCUAAACCUUUGGUAGCAAAAGAUCCACUUGCCUCUUCAGGGAAGACGAACAACCCACAGGAAAACGAAGCUGACAAGCCUCUUUCUGCCAAGAUCUUUGAUGCUUUGAUGUUGCUUCGAAGUGAUAUUUUGGAUACUGCUGCUGAAGGUGUUAAUGCUCACCACAUAUUCACGAGGCCUACAUUACAAAGGAUCAGCGAAAGAAUUCCCAAACAUGAGAAGAAUUUCUCGAGAUCAAUGGAAUAGGAAGGGUAAAACUAGCCAAAUAUGGUGACCGGGUACCGGAACUGAUCGAGCGUACAAUCAAGGACUUCUACAGUAAGGGCAAGAGACGUCGCACUGGUAGCGGUCAUAAUUCUGGAGCAAACCAGAGAAGUUUAACAGAAUAUUAUAGUUUAGACAAGAGAAGUAGCAGUAGCAGUAGUGGUGAUAGUGGUACUAGUUCUGAGGCAAGCAAGAGGAGAAGAACUUUGACUGGCACAAUCAAGUCAGGGUUCUAAAGUGGAAGAUGAUGGAUUCACCAGUAUACUUGAUUAUUGGAGAAAAUAGCAACAUCAGAUGAAGCUCUAUGAUUAUCCAACUUUGAUGACUUUAGUGCAGCGAAAUCUGUUCAAUGCAUCAAUCUAUUACCUUCGUGGUCAAAUUUGGGAGAUCAGUUGAUUAUGCACAAUGUCAGCAAGUUGUACGAGCGAUUCUCUUUCAAGGAAUACAUGUGUAUUUAAAGUGUAUGUGUUUGUACAACAGAAUACCACGUUGACGGUUCUGAAAGUUGUAAUCGCUGAAUUUCUUGUAUAGCUUUUUAUGGCAGUGAGUAAUACAACCCUGAUUUGGGGUUUAAAGUAA
Messenger RNA from Papaver somniferum (opium poppy), 1207 nucleotides. RefSeq names its product ATP-dependent DNA helicase Q-like 4A. Lineage: Eukaryota; Viridiplantae; Streptophyta; Magnoliopsida; Ranunculales; Papaveraceae. The transcript has 8 exons. Gene Ontology annotation, cellular component: cytoplasm; nucleus; chromosome. Gene Ontology annotation, biological process: double-strand break repair via homologous recombination; DNA replication. The coding region runs from base 5 to 610 and encodes 201 amino acids. The record is from RefSeq and is a predicted model, not a curated record. Gene Ontology annotation, molecular function: 3'-5' DNA helicase activity; four-way junction helicase activity.